UAGAGUAGAAACAAUAGAAAAAUUGAAAAAUAGAAAAAACUUUAUUGUCUAAACGUGUAAGAAGAGAAACGAAAUCGCGAAUAUCGAUCAGCGUAACUAAAACUACCCUUGUUUUUAUUAAUCUGUCCAGGGACAAAAAAAAAAGUAUCGUGACGCGCAAGCGUAUAGAUUAGGUAUUGCGAGAAGGGUGGUAGUAGUAGUAGUGGUGGUGGUGGUGGUGGUGGUGUUGGGGUUGAAAACAGAAGGGUAGAAAGAUAAAAGAUAAUUGUCAGUCAGUAGCCAAUGUGCUUCCGUAAAAGAACAAUCAUGAAAGAAGAAUUGAAAAUAAAUUCAAUUGAAGUUAACAAAAUGAAUAUUAGUUACAUAAACGACAACGAGUAUAGUGUUCAAUUGAUACGCUGGUUAUUAACAUCAAUGGGUGCUUGGCGUUCGUUGAAAAAACAAAAUUUCUUACAAAAAUUACGUUCGAUGAUAAUAAUCGUAAUGUCAUAUUUUUUAAUAUGCUUUACAUUGAUACCUUGUACGUUGUACGCAAUUAUAGAGGAAGACAAUUUGCAAAUUAAAAUGAAAGCAUUAGGACAAGUGAGCUAUUGGCUAAUGAGUACAAUAAAAUACAGUUAUAUUUUGUAUCAUCGUGGAAACGUGCAACGAUGUUUGGAUCAUAUUGAAAAUGAUUGGCGUAUCAUUACAAGAUCUAAAGAUCGUAAUAUUAUGUUAACACAUGCUAACAAAGCACGUUACUUUAUUCUCAUUUGUACGAGUUUCACUUACGGUGGUGUUCUCAUUUAUAGUCUCGUACGAGGAAUGACACUUAUUCCCGUAAUUAUUGAAAAUCGUACGAUUUAUUUGCACCCCUUGCCGUGUCCCUGUUACAGUAAAUUAGCCGACACCAGAUUUCAUCCGACAUACGAAAUUAUUUAUACAUUACAAUUGUUAUCCGCAAUUAUAACAAGUUCAAUCGUCGUAUGCGCUUGCAGUUUAGCUGCCGUUUUCGUAAUGCACGCUUGCGGUCAAUUAACGAUAACUAUGGCAUGGAUUGAAGAUACUUUCGUUGAUUCUAUUCGUUCCAGUAAUUAUCCAUUGACAGAUAUUGUACGAUUACACGUUAGAACAUUGAGUUUUAUCGAUUAUAUAGAAAACGUGAUUAAUCGUAUCUGUUUGGUCGAACUUUUGGGUUGCACCAUGAAUAUGUGCUUGUUGGGAUAUUUUUGUAUCACGGUAUGCCGAAAUUUCGAUGUAAUAUUAUUUACACGUGAUUCUGUUAUGUCAAUUUUAUUCUAUAUUGUGUCAUUAAAACUUUCAUCAUAAUUAUUAUCGUUAUUAUCAAUUUUUAUAUGAUUAAAGUAAAGAAUAUUAAAUUACAACUUCGCGUUUCUAACAUUAAACACUUUUAAAUAUAUAUAUAUAUAUAUAUCCAUUUUUUGUCAAUGAUAUUUCACAAAAUAAGAAACAUAAGCACGGAUUUGAUAUCAAUUGUAUCAUUUAAUCGUUUUAAAAAGUUACGUCAAUUUUUCAGGAAUGGGAGAAUAACGAUACGAAAAAUACCAUAGGAUAUUUUCUUGUAUUCGUUUCCAUGGUUUUCAAUAUUUUCGUAUUUUGUUUUCUUAGUGAAAAACUUUCGGAACAGGUAGUAGCGUUUGAUUACUUUUGCAUUUAUUUUUACUUCAAUUGUUUUCCCUAUCCAAUU
Polistes canadensis is the source of this 1687-nucleotide messenger RNA. RefSeq lists its product as uncharacterized. The transcript is spliced from 2 exons. The record is from RefSeq and is a predicted model, not a curated record. Bases 283 to 1308 code for a protein of 341 amino acids. Lineage: Eukaryota; Metazoa; Arthropoda; Insecta; Hymenoptera; Vespidae. Gene Ontology annotation, cellular component: plasma membrane. Gene Ontology annotation, molecular function: olfactory receptor activity; odorant binding. Gene Ontology annotation, biological process: detection of chemical stimulus involved in sensory perception of smell; sensory perception of smell.